AUGGAAGAACUAAAAGACAAAAGUUUACAUUUAACCGCUGAAAAACUAGCUGAAGAACUUCAAAAAAUGGAUAUCUAUAAUGAAUUUUAUGAAGACCUACAGAUGCUAGCUGCUUCCCAAGACGUAUCCAUAGACGAUUUUAAAAAGACCUUGGUGCAAGCAGUGAACAUGGGGAGCAUGGAAACUAAUCUGAGAAACGCGGUAUUCCAUUGGUUGAGGAGUCACGGAAAUAAUAAACAAAUUGUGGUUAGGGACGAGAUGACGAGUAGAGAGUCGUUAGAUUAUUUAAGAAAAGCUCAAAUCACGUGGGAAAGAAGGAUACAGAAAUCAUUGGAAUCAAUGUGCGAAGAAAUAGGUAUAAAUCUAUCUUGUCUUAGGCCCAGUGCUGAUCGAGACGAAAUGUUACAGAGAUGGAAUGAACUCAGUACAUACCAUACUAGUUUAGAAAGACUGAGACCGGUGUAUGCGCCAAAAGAUUUUUUAGAAGUGUUGUUUUCAUUGCAUAAUCCAAAUUACCGAAUGAUAUCUGAUGAUAUGGUAUGGGAUUUUUCGUACUUGCCGCUGAAAGUUAAGACCCUACCAGAACUCAAACACCAUUACAGGGAUUUGGCCACUGCAGAUUUGCUGUUGGGCUUAACGUGCAGUCAAUGUCUGGCGACGUUGUCGUGCGGGUCGACGUCACAGGGAGAACAAGAACGAAUCGCUCUGGGACAAAAAGUUUUACAACAUCAGCAUGCACCCGUGUGUCAAGAGUUUUUAAAGUUGGGCGCACCACGCAGUCUCCGCGGUAGGCUCUGGGCACAGAUUCUAGGGUCCAAUUCAAAAACGUCGGAACAACAUUAUUCGGAAUUGAAACAACGCGUAUUGUACUACGAUAUGCUGAUCGACAAAUUGAUCACAAAAGACGUUCAACUAACAGCGUGCAACGACGACCAAUACUUCGUGUUCGAAGACGUCUUACAUCAGAUAAUGCUGUGUUUUACUCGCGACACUGAUGUAUUGUCAGUGUUCAACAACUCGACUAGCCAUCCAAUCCUUACGUCGUUGAAGGGUAAACCACCUAUGGAGGCAAUAUAUCCUCCAAACGGCAUUAUACCUUUUCACGGAUUUACAAUGUAUGCUGCUCCCAUUUGCUAUUUGUUCAACGACCCCGUACCAUUGUACUACACGUUCAGAGCGUUCUAUCUGCGUUACUGGUUCAGAUUGCAUGUAAUAAGCUCACACCCGCAAAGCAUACUUGGGCUAUGCAUUUUGUUCCAACGGCUUUUACAGAGACACGAGACAAAGAUUUGGUCGCAUUUUAUGAGCCACAAUAUUCAUCCUAUCAGAGUGGUAUUCAAAUGGCUUAUGAAAGGAUUCAGUGGACAUUUACUUCCAGAACAGUUACUUAAUCUGUGGGACAUGGUCAUAGCUUAUGAUUCUCUGGAAGUAUUGCCACUUUUGGCAGUUGCGAUUUUAAGUUUCAGAAAAGACAAUCUGCUUCAAGUAAACACGUUACAAAAUGUAGAUUCUGUUCUAGUAGAUUUAUCAUCGAUAAACAUUAUGUCUUUGCUACAGUUAGCGCUAAAAGGACCCAUUAAAAUGUAA
Molecule: messenger RNA, 1587 nt
Organism: Rhopalosiphum maidis (corn leaf aphid)
Lineage: Eukaryota; Metazoa; Arthropoda; Insecta; Hemiptera; Aphididae
Product: TBC1 domain family member 19
Exons: 12
Coding region: 1-1587 (528 amino acids)
Source: RefSeq, a predicted model, not a curated record